Messenger RNA from Spirometra erinaceieuropaei, 1608 nucleotides. Lineage: Eukaryota; Metazoa; Platyhelminthes; Cestoda; Diphyllobothriidea; Diphyllobothriidae. The record is from the annotation of a GenBank genome assembly.
GUUAGUCCGUAGACACUGAAGGUCCCAGACAUUCGUCAUUCGGCCUCUACUGACUAUAUCUGUUUACUAAACUAAGUCGCCCGCAAAAGGGCCAUGAUGUUACAAAUGAGGAAAAUCGCAUUUGGCAAACUAUAAUGUUCUCCUUUAGGAGCUCCAUGCAUCUUGAUAGAAACGAGUAAGCGAAGGCUUUUUACCACGGUUUUCUGAUGUAACAAUUUGCAGUAGAUAUGCUAUCUCAUAAUAUGUUACCUGGGACCAUAAAUCAUUCUUUCAAUUCGAAAAGAUUACUUAAGUAUGAUUGUCAUGUUUAUUAUUCUGUCGCAUAAUUUAAAGAUAUUACAGUCACGUCAGGAUGCUGGCUUUGGAGUGAACUUCUUAUCGACAGCCCGUAUAAACUACAUUCCGUAAAUUGUUCGCAUUGAUUUUCGAUACCUUAAAAUACUCAAAUAUGCUUUGUAAAAAAUGCACAAUAAUAUCCUUUUGGUGGCAGAUUACGUCUUCUUCAAAUUUGAUACUUGUAGAAAGGGUCUCUUUUGGUUUAAAAAAUUUCUAAUUAUAAGAUUUUUCAUGACCGUGAAAUAUCCAAUCACACAGCAUUACAGCAGCACACUUAUCCUUUGUGCAUUGUCCACAUCCAUGACAUGUUUUGAGCCCCUUUACGAUCUCUUGUUAAUAGCAUAUAGAAGUCUAUGCUUUCCCUUACACGAAACGUGUGCAGUUUGUAGUCUGGAAACCCUUAAUGUUAUUGUAACGGCAUUUAGCGUUCAGAAUUAUAGGGGAAUUGAGGAACUUUCUUAAAACCAGAAGAUGCUCUCUCUGUUAAUACGGAAAUUGAAGACGCAAUUUGCCAAUAAAUGAGUAAAAGGAAGAAUAUUUUUGUGCAUGUCUUCUAUAAAAUAUAUGUGCGUUUAUAAGGUCAUCGAAAGUCAAUGGGAAACAUUCGCGCUAUUUAUAUAGUCGUUUUUUGCGGAAUGUUGUUUACACAGGCGGUCGGUAAGGAGCUCUUUCAAAAGCGGGCAUUCUGAAGUGACUUGAAAAUUGCAGCAUUAUGCCACAAGAUAAUUAGUAUGACAGCCCUACUUAGCUAUUUUUUUCGAAUCUCAGUUAAUAUUUCGUGAGAUAGCAUAUCUGCUGUACAUUGCCUCCUAAUCACAAAUACAAUAGAACAAGAUGUGGGCCUUCGUUAGUUAGUUUGCCAACUUGUUUGUCCUACUUGUACGUUUACUCUUUUCUACUACUCAGCUGUUGAUUUCGUUUUCGUCCAAAAAGUGACAAUCGCUGCACCCGUGGUUGUUUGUCAAUCUCAGUCAAUAAACAAGGAUUCCGUUUCCCUGGUCGCCACGACUGAAGUGAUCUCCCUACAAGAGGCGCCCACGGAAAGUCAGCACAUAGCCUCCGCAGCAACCGGCGCGACUUCUGCUGUGCCUACUAGCAGUAACAGGGAUGACCCCGUCAGCGAUGGUGCCGACGUCAUGGCUGACAUCGUGGCUGAUCUCGCCUGUCGUGUCUGCGGUCGCCUUAUUACUAAUCAUCCGGACCCUAGUGGCGGUUACAGCGGCAACGGCGGGGGCACCAAUGCGAUGAUCGAGUGCUCCCUUUGCCAUGGGC